This is a messenger RNA of Lymnaea stagnalis (great pond snail), 3153 nucleotides long. The record is from the annotation of a GenBank genome assembly. NCBI's taxonomy places the organism in Eukaryota, Metazoa, Mollusca, Gastropoda, Lymnaeidae.
AGAAGACCAGGAAGGAAGUCCUUCAGUUUCACGUAAAAGAAGUAAAGACAGAAGGAAAAGAAUUCCUCCAACAUCUCGCGAGAGAAUUGAGGAAGACAAAGAAGGGCGUCUUUCAAUUUCACGUAAAAGAAGUACAGAUGUAAGGGAAAGAGGUCCUGCAUUUUCUCGCAAAAGAAGUACAGAUUUGAGACGGUCUUACGAAGAAGAGCGAAGUCCAAAAAGAGGCGGUAAGAAAAUGUCAUCUUCUACGGUGGAUAUAGAGGACUACUCACCAAAUGAAAGCCCUGUGUCAAGCGAACGGAAUCUAUCUCGCAAAAAAAGUAAAAGUAAAGAUAAGACACCGACAAGUAAGGGUAUUUCAGAGGAAGAUCUCUUCGGAGAGGCAGGAAGACACAGAAGGGAAAGACGAAAGAGGGAUGACGACGACAUGACUGAAGGAGCUGGGCAGACUUCCGAUGCUAAGUUCAGAAGAGACAAGACGAGGACAUCUCCGGAACAAAGACUUUCAAAACUUGGAUUGGAGAAACGAGAAAAAAGGGGAAGUCUAGGGGUUAGUGAAAUUAACACCAUUUUUAAAAUAUUUUUUCAUCAUUCGUUUAUUAUCGGGAUUAUCAGUGAUGCAUACAGGUCUCUUAAAAAAUAGAACACACACGGUUGAUCCAUUAAAAUCAAAUGAUGUCCUCCGAGGGGACAUAAGUUUAGCUCAACACAACUAUUUCAAAUAAUUUCCAAAACAAGAGAUUUUUGUGGGUGAACUGUUUGACUUUUGCAAUUCCAAAUAAUUUUUUUGGUUUUAAUUUUCACCACUACUCACUUUUAAAGUGCUACUUACCUAAUAAUUAUUUUGCUGAGAACCUAUUUUCGUCGUUUCAUUUUUCCGUUUCAUCACAUUUUAAAAAUAUUCAUUUUUAAUUUAAUAAGGUGGACUUAAAGAAACGGAGAAAGACAUGUCGGGUCAAAGGCACGCUAAUCCCCCCCCCUUUUUUCGUAAUAAUUUAGUCAGCGGAAAUGACUACGACCACCUUAAUCAUCGCAUAUGCUAGUUAACGUAAUCGGGCCCCUGAAGAAAAGAGCCCGUUACAGACCGAUUGUGAUGUCAUGAAGCCUCCUCAGCCCGUGUCCAAGAUGAUCCAAUACGAAACCACUCUUUAGUCCAAAUCGGUUGUCCUUUGAAAAUAAGAAGCUCUGGUUAUGCAGGCCAUCUUGCACUUUUGAUGAUUUACACUUGCCAAGAGACUAAUGGGGAAAGCUUACUGUUGCAUUUGGUAGCUUCAAUAAACAUUCUCUCUUUUAGUUGUAUUCCAUUGGGAGGUAAAUACUCUUAACCAAUUCUAUCAAUUCAGUUAUGAAAGUAUUUAAAAAAGAAAAAUAACAAUAAUUAAAGAUACAUGUUUAUUUGUUUGUUCCACAGAGCUCCAUCGCUGCAUCUACAUCAAGGGAGGGCAGGUUCCCAAGCAUAUUUAGUGACGUAUGUUCAAUUUUAGCAAUAGCACAUCCAUAUCACGAAUAAAUUAUGGAACGGGGGUGGGAAAAAGCUAGAGUCAUAAUUAUUAGAACAUUGAGCAAGUGUCAUAGCAAGUGGAGAUUGAGCAAAUGUCAUAGCAAGUGGAACAUUGCGCAAGCGUCAUAGUAAGUGGAACAGUGAGCAAGUGUCAUAGUAAGUGGAACAGUGAGCAAGUGUCAUAGUAAGUGGAACAUUGAGCAAGUGUCAUAGUAAGUGGAACAGUGAGCAAAUGUCAUAGUAAGUGGAACAUUGAGCAAGUGUCAUAGUAAGUGGAACAUUGAGCAAGUGUCAUAGUAAGUGGAACAGUGAGCAAGUGUCAUAGUAAGUGGAACAGUGAGCAAGUGUCAUAGUAAGUGGAACAUUGAGCAAGUGUCAUAGUAAGUGGAACAGUGAGCAAGUGUCAUAGUAAGUGGAACAUUGAGCAAGUGUCAUAGUAAGUGGAAAAGUGAGCAAGUGUCAUAGUAAGUGGAACAUUGAGCAAGUGUCAUAGUAAGUGGAAAAGUGAGCAAGUGUCAUAGUAAGUGUAACAUUGAGCAAGUGUCAUAGUAAGUGGAACAUUGAGCACGUGUCACAGUAAUUGGAACAUUGACAAUUUUCUUCAUUUUACCUAAACUAUAGAUUAUAACCUACCCUACUUCAGCAACUGCCUCCCACUCCCAUUUUCGUUGAAGCCCUUAGUACCAUCAAUCUUACAAUUUCUGACCAUCAGUAUCCUAUGUGACAAUUAAAUGAAAGAAAAAAAAAUAUUGCAGAAAGCUCUUUAAAAAUAUAGUUUUAAAAAAAAUAUUUCAAUUUCACUAUUUAUUUAUUAAACCGUAUGAAGAAAAUUUGAAGGAAUAAUUAGUUCAACUGAAAACAAAGUAAUCAAAUGAAAGAUUAAUAAAUUAAUGAGUUGAAAGAUUAAAAAAAGUAAUUAAUUCAGAGAUUGUAAAGUAAUUAAUUCAAAGAUUAACAAAGUAAUACAUUGAAUGAUUAAUAAAGUAGCCAAUGAAAGUCUUAAUAAGUAAUCGUUUGAAUGAUUAAUAAAGUAGCCAAUCAAAGUCUUAAUAAGUAAUCGUUUGAAUGAUUAAUAAAGUAGCCAAUCAAAGUCUUAAUAAGUAAUCGUUUGAAUGAUUAAUAAAGUAAUUAAAUGAAAUAUAAAUAAAGCAAUCAACUUAAAGAUUAAUAAAACAAUUCAGAAAUUAAUAAAUUAAUGAAUUGAAAUAUUAAUAAAGUAAUCAGUUGAAUGGUUAAUGAAGUAAUAAGUCAAAGAAUACUAAGGUAAUCAAUUGUCCACUGUCCCCAUAGGUAAUUUUUACCCUAAUUAUGAAAGUGAGUUCGUUCCCUUACAUGAGUGACGAUUAUCAAAUUCUAAACCUCUUUAUAUAAUAACAUGAAGCCUCACUCGUGAAGCCUCUAACCAACAUCUAGCCUCAAGGCUUUACAAUUGACUUCAAUUAACGAAGAAUAUUCUUCAUUAACCCCCCCCCCCCUUUUCCCUUUUUUUUCCUAAACAGGAACGUUAACUUUUAAACCUUUUUAAAUGUAUAAUUAUAAAUGUGCAUCAACAACUUAUAAGUCAUUUGUUUCUUUUGUUGUUUUGUUUUGUUUUCUUUCUUCAGAUUUCAGCCAAGACCAGGGCUCGAUACAGCGACGUUACCCUCCCCAAU